Molecule: messenger RNA, 1341 nt
Organism: Musca domestica (house fly)
Lineage: Eukaryota; Metazoa; Arthropoda; Insecta; Diptera; Muscidae
Product: protein Dr1
Exons: 1
Coding region: 52-573 (173 amino acids)
Biological process (GO): chromatin remodeling; RNA polymerase II preinitiation complex assembly; positive regulation of transcription by RNA polymerase II
Cellular component (GO): negative cofactor 2 complex
Molecular function (GO): TBP-class protein binding; general transcription initiation factor activity; core promoter sequence-specific DNA binding
Source: RefSeq, a predicted model, not a curated record
UUGAUUGCAUUUGUAUUUAAAAAACAUAAAAAACAAGUAAGUAAAGUAAAUAUGAGCAAUCCCCAGGAUGAAUUGUGUCCACCACCAUCGGAAGAUGACGAACUGACAUUACCACGUGCUAGCAUUAACAAAAUAAUCAAGGAAUUAGUUCCAUGUGUGCGUGUUGCAAACGAAAGUCGCGAGCUUCUGUUGAAUUGCUGCUCUGAAUUUAUACACCUCAUUAGUUCCGAAGCUAAUGAAGUAUGCAAUGUUAGAAAUAAGAAAACUAUUAAUGCCGAACAUGUUUUGGAAGCGCUCGAUCGUCUGGGAUUUAAAGAUUAUAAACAGGAAGCAGAGGCGGUGCUCAACGAUUGUAAAGAAGUUGCAGCAAAACGGCGUCGACAAAGCACGCGUCUUGAAAAUUUGGGCAUACCAGAGGAGGAAUUACUCAGACAACAGCAGGAACUUUUUGCCAAGGCCAGAGAGGAACAAGCCCAAGAGGAGCAACAACAGUGGAUGAGUAUGCAAGCUUCAUCGGUACAACAAAGUCGACAGAUGCAAGAGGAUGAUGACGAAGACGACGAUGAUUAUUAGAAGCGUGCCUAUGAUUAAGAACGAAUAGUACUAAGAAUUAAGUAGAUUUACAGUUUCUAUAGAUAAAUUUGCGUAAAAUCGAUUUUGGUAUACGUAAAAUAUAAUGUAAAAGUCACAUUUUUCUAUGAUUUAAAGAAAGAAUUUAAUAAAAAUGGCAUUCAUUUGUAAAUAUAUAUUAAAAAAUGUAUUUGAGUUGCACCUCAUUUAAGGCACAGGCAUAUAUGUUUUAAUUUAUUUUACAAAAUAAGAAAGCAGAUGAGGCCGAGGGUUUUAAUUUAAUAAAAUAAUUUUUCUUAUUUGGGUUUAUAUAAGUAUUCAAUAAAACUGGCAUUCAUUAGGAAACAAAUAUUAAACAAUUUAUUUGAGUUCCGUACUUAGUACCAUAUCUUAAAUAAUCAAUUGAUCAUUUACACCUCAUUUACGGCACAGGCAUAUUUCGUAUACUUUAUUAUAUAAAAUAAGAAGCCAAAAGAUAUUUUUUAAUUUAUUUUACAAAAUAAGAAAGCAGAAGAGGCCGAGGGUUUUAGUUUAAUAAAAUAAUUUUUCUUAUUUGGGUUUAUAUAAGUAUUCAAUAAAACUGGCAUUCAUUAUGAAACAAAUACUAACAAUUUAUUUGAGUUCCGUACUUAGUACCAUAUCUUAAAUAAUCAAUUGAUCAUUUACACCUCAUUUACGGCACAGGCAUAUUUCUUAUACUUUAUUAUAUAAAAUAAGAAGCCAAAAGAUAUUCGACUUUAAUAAAGUUAUUUUUUAUUUGGUUUUACAUAA